CCUACCUCAUAAUGACUGGCCGAUCACCGCUGGUGACUCAUAACGCUUUUCAAUUCUUCUCGCACUUCCUCUACUUUGUUCUUCUCAUCUACUCCACAUCUGGAGAAACAAGACCUCCACUCGCAAAAUAACUAAAGUAUACUAUCCUCCAUUCCCCCUUGUCUCUCCCCUAGAUUAUCUACCAACCCCUAUACCACACCACAAGAUGCGAGCUUCCUCUCUCGCCGUGUUUGCUUGCGUCUUACGCCAAGCUGCUGCUGCUGCCUUGAUGGCUCGUGGCAGCCUAAAAGAAACCCCCAAAGCCAGCGAAUUCGCGGCCGAUUCUACUAUCCCUGUUCUGCAGCUCCAGUCGGCGGCUGCAAGCGCGAGCGACGAGGCCGCGUUUUAUCCCCUCAGUCAAGAUAAUCAGGGAACAAAGUCGACGAUCUACAAGGACUGGUCGACUUUUAGCAAGGGAUCUGCUUUCAUGUGGAUCGCAGACAUGGAUGUUGACUGCGAUGGACUAGACUACGGUUGUAAGGGCAACCCCGACGGUCUUCCUAAGACUAACUGGGGUGCUCUGUCGGCUUAUCAUGUCCCUUUCAUUGUUGUCCCGGAUGAUUUCAUGGUGGUUAACCAGCAUGAUCUUCCCGAAAAUAACGUUGCCGCCGUUAUCUGCAACGGGAAAAUGUAUUAUGGAAUUCUGGGAGAUUCUAACGGUGACACUCCCCUUGUUACUGGAGAAGCCUCCUGGCUGAUGGCCAGAACAUGUUUCCCGGAUGAUAACCUGGAUGGGAAUAAGGGUCACUCGGACCCGGAUGUCAUAUAUAUCGUUUUUACCGGUAAAGACGCUGUCCUUCCCAGCAGCGCAAUAAACCAGAACUAUAUCACCAAUUUUGGUACUUUGAGGUCGAUGGGUAAUAAGCUUGCAUCCGACCUCGUGUCAAGCCUGGCUCUAUCGGAAGGAAAUUCCAGUACUUCCUCAGUCACUUCGGGCACAUCAAGUACCACUACCUCUACUUCCAAAGCACCUCCGACCCCUACCGAUGCCACUUGCUCGGACUGCGAAGGUAGCCAGGAAAGCUCCUCCUCAUCUCUCUCCCCACCCUCUUUGACAAGCCUCCUUCCGACCAGCUCGUCAUUGGCUAACGUGGGAAACUGCUUCAAGGAACCGUCUGCUCUGAUGGUGACAGCUGUGCUUAUGGGCUGGUUUGCAUCGAUGGAACUUGCACCCCUAGUGAUGCCAAUGGCGACGAUGGUGAUGAGAACGAUGAAGGUGGCGAAGGAAUGAGAGGCUAUGACGACAACGGUGAUAGAGAUAGCGAUAACAACGACGACGACGAAGAGUGAAUCAGAUCGUGAUAUUAAAAUUCAGAAAACGAGACAUCACAAUUACGACGGCACCAACCAGGUUGCUUCUAACCUUAUUCAAAUAAGAGAAACUAGAGAAAGCAGAAUUUCAUGUUAUGCUAUUUCUUUGGGAAAUAUCUGAUGGGAUUGGGAGGACUCGGGUGGAGCAGGACCUUGGAUUUUGGGCUUUUGCUUUUGCGAUAUACCCGUUUUACUGUUGUAUUUAGAAGAUUCUUGCUUGGAGGC
Messenger RNA from Aspergillus steynii IBT 23096, 1575 nucleotides. Its product is annotated as glycoside hydrolase family 75 protein. The transcript has 5 exons. The coding region runs from base 206 to 1270 and encodes 354 amino acids. Gene Ontology annotation, molecular function: chitosanase activity. NCBI's taxonomy places the organism in Eukaryota, Fungi, Ascomycota, Eurotiomycetes, Eurotiales, Aspergillaceae. The record is from RefSeq and is a predicted model, not a curated record.